GAAGCUAGCAGUGAACCGCGAACCGCGGAUACAAUGGCUGGCUACGUCACUAUUAUUUUGUUGCUGUUGCUACCCGCGGCGGUGUCCGGCGCGGCGAGCGGCGGCGGCGGCUGCAUUGGCGCCAUGGUCGACGACACGAGCCGUGCGGGGAAGGAGGAGAAGCUCGCCAUGGAAAUGGCCAUGGAGGACUUCACGGUGAGCGGCGUGGACGUCGGCUCGCCGGCGGUGGCGGUGGUGCUGUGCACGAUGGCGUCCAAUGGCGACCCGGUGCGAGCCGCCUCGGCGGCGCUGUCGCUGAUCAACGAGAGGGGAGCUCGCGCGCUGGUGGGGCUCCACUCGUGGCAGGAGGCGGCGUUCGUCGCGGAGAUCGGGAGGCAGGCGAUGGUGCCCGUGCUGUCGUUCGCCGCGGCGGCGGCGCCGUCGACGUCCCGGCGGUGGCCGUUCCUCGUGCGGGUGGCGCGCGGCCAGCACGCGCAGAUGCGCGCCGUCGCCGCGGUCGUCGGGUCAUGGCAAUGGCGGCGCGUGGCCGUGCUCUACGAGGACGCCGACUACGGCGGCGGCGCCGGCGUGUUCCCGCACCUCGCCGACGCGCUCCGCGCUGUGGGCUCCGAGGUCGACCGCCGCGUCCCCGUCCCCGCGUCGCCGUCCGGCGACGCCCUGCGGCGGUCGCUCGGCGACCUCAUGGGCGGGCAGUGCCGGGUGUUCGUCGUGCACACCUCGGCGAAGGUCGCCGUGGCGCUGUUCGCGGAGGCGAGCAGGAUGGGGAUGAUGGCGACGGGGUAUGUCUGGAUCGUCACCGACGCCAUCGCCGGCGCCAUCGACUCCCUCGACGCCGCCGCCGUGUCCACCAUGCAGGGAGUCAUCGGCGUGAGGAAUCAUAUCUCCAUGGACACCAACUCCAAGAACACCAGAGACCGCCUCAUCGCGAGGUUGAGGAAGAGGUUCCGGUCACAGUAUCCCGGCGACGACGACGACGGCGGCGGCGGCGGCGGCGGCGACAACGACAAGACGAGAGGGCCGCACUACCCGGCUCUCCUCGCCUACGACACCAUAGUCGCCGUCGCGUCGGCCAUGCGGAAGACCAACGCCACCGCUCCAACCCGCGCCACCGAUCCGAAUCCAAGCUCGCCGGACUCCGGCGAGACGAUCAAGAUCGCCGUGUCGUCGAACGGGACCGAGCUGCUCAGGGAGGUCAAGAGCGUCCGCUUCCGCGGGGUGAGCGGCGAGUUCGGCUUCGUCGACGGCGAGUUCUCGCCGCCGGUGCGGUUCCAGCUGAUCAACGUGGCGGCGCCGAGAUACCACGAGCUGGGAUUCUGGUCGCCGGAGCACGGGUUCUCCAAGAGCGCGGGAGGCUGCAGCCACCGCGGCGGCGACGGCGGCGGCGAGUGCGAGCCAUCGAUGAGGUUCUUGGGGCCGGUGAUCUGGCCGGGGAAGCCAUGGGACGUGCCGAGGGGGUGGGCGCCGCCGGCGAACGGUAGCCCCUUCACCGUCGCCGUGCCCGAGAAGGCCGCCUUCCCGGACUUCGUGAAGGUGACGCGCCACCAUGGCCGUGGCGGCGACGACGACGACGAACCGAGCUUCGAGGGCUUCUCCAUCGACGUGUUCAAGGCCGCCGUCGAACACCUGCCGUACAACUUCCACUACAAGUUCGUCUCCUUCAACGGGACGUACGACUCGCUCAUGCAGCAUGACUACAUGAAGAGCUAUGACAUCCUUGUCGGCGACACGAGCAUCUCAUCAGGAAGGUACAAAUUCGUGGAGUUCUCGCAGCCGUACACCGAGUCAGGACUGGUGAUGGUGGUGCCAUUUAGCGCGGACACGUGGGACCGUUCGUGGAUCUUCCUCCGGCCAUUCUCGCCGGCGAUGUGGCUCCUGAUCGCCGCCGUCAGGCUGUACAACGGCGUUGCCAUCUGGCUCAUGGAGCGCAGGCACAACGGCGACUACCGCGGCGGCGUCUGGAAGCAGGUGACCAUCGUGCUCUGGCUCUCCCUCGCCGCCCUCCUCUCGCCGGGGGAGAAGGAGAGGCGGCUGAGGAGCAGCCUCUCCAAGGCGUCCAUGGCGGUGUGGCUGCUCGUCGCCGUCGUGCUGGCGACCAACUACACGGCGAGCCUGAGCUCGCUGAUGACGGCGCAGCGGCUGGGGAGGGAGGCGGCGGUGACGGCGGAGUCGCUCAGGUCCGCCGCCGGCGCGGUGGUCGGGUGCACCGAGGGCUCCGUCGUCGGCAGGUACCUCGAGGAGGUGCUCAUGUUCCCGGGGCACCGCGUCCGGAGGCUCGCCGGCGACGAGGAGCACCGCCGCGCGCUCGUCUCCGGCGAGGUUAAGGCCGCCUUCCUCCGCGUGUCGCACGCCAAGCUCCUCCUCGCCAAGUACUGCAACGAGCUGAUGACCACCGGACCCGUCUACCACGUCGCUGGCCUUGGCUUCGGUGUGUCGUCUCAGGUGUUCCCCAAGGGGUCGCCGCUGCUGGCCGACAUUUCGCAGGCAAUCCUCGAGGUGUUCGAGAACGGCACCAUCCAGAGGCUGGAGACGGCGAUGCUGUCGGCGUACAACUGCACGGCGGCGGCGGCGGCGGCCGCCAUGGACGGCGGCGCUGGCGACCUGUACCGCCUCGGCCCGGAGAACUACUGGGGCCUCUUCCUCAUGACCCUCUUCGCGUCCACCGCCUCGCUCGCCGCCUACGGCGUCUUCUUCCACCACGACACCAGCUGCGGCAGCGGCGGCGGCGGCGGCGGCGCCGUCAUCACCGGCGGCCACAGGAAGCAAGGUGAUGGCCGUAAGGAUUCUGCCACUGUUGACCCAGGAGGAAGCAGCCAUGGUGAUGAAGCACCUUCAUCAGCAUCAGUCACAGCUGGGCAUGGAGGAAAGGAUACAGAGAUGGUAGUAAUAAGCAUGGCAUGAGAGCUUUUACUUCUUGCUUGCCUCAACAGAAAUAAUGAUGAACAAAUUUGUCUGGGAUUAUGUCAAUCUAGGCACAGGUAUAUAAACAAUGCGUAGCGUUCAGGAGGAUCACACCAGAACAAGAAGAUGAAUGUUUUUUUUUUCUUUUUUGUAUUUACACCAAUUCUGAAAAGUCAUUAAGGCACAAUGUAUGCAGACAGAAGGUCUGCUUGACAGAAUCUAUCUUUCUGAAGAAAGAAAAAAAAAGAUCAUGAGAAAA
Molecule: messenger RNA, 3157 nt
Organism: Oryza sativa Japonica Group (Japanese rice)
Lineage: Eukaryota; Viridiplantae; Streptophyta; Magnoliopsida; Poales; Poaceae
Source: RefSeq, a predicted model, not a curated record